AUGGGCCAGUGUGUCACCAAGUGUAAGAAUCCAACAUCUUCACUCGGCAGCAAGAGUGGAGACAAGGAAGGUGGUUCCAAAUCCCACAAAAAAGGUGGCUGUGCCAUAGGUUUUGGAAGCCACAAAGAAGAGUCCAUUGCUCCAAGUGGCAAAGGCAACAACGAGUUAUCAAAUGGAACCAAGGCUUUGGAGGUGACAGUGGAGACGCCUGUCAUCCCGUCAGUGAUGGGGGAAGCACGAAAAGAGGAGCCCCUUGAAGGUGGGCUCUCAAUGAGACGUAUUGACAAGCUGUUUUCCUGCUACAAGGAUGACCAGGAAGAUGCUAUUCUGGAAGAGGGUAUGGAAAGAUUCUGCAAUGACUUGUGCGUAGAUCCUGCAGAAUUUCGAGUGUUGGUUCUGGCGUGGAAGUUUCAAGCAGCCACUAUGUGCAAGUUUACACGGAAGGAGUUUGUUGAUGGUUGUAAAGCCAUCCAGGCUGACAGUCUUGAAGGCAUCUGCUCACGCUUCUCCUUCAUGCUGCUCGAGGCUCAGGGAGAGGAGAACUUCAAGGACCUGUAUAGAUUUACUUUUCAGUUUGGAUUGGACGCAGAGGAAGGCCAGCGAUCUUUGCAGCGGGAUAUUGCCAUUGCUUUGUGGCGUCUGGUUUUUACGCAGGACACACCUGCUAUUCUAGAGCGCUGGCUGGACUUCCUGGCUGAGAAUCCGUCAGGUAUUCGUGGCAUUUCCAGAGACACGUGGAACAUGUUCCUUAAUUUUACACAAGCAAUUGGACCGGAUCUGACCAACUACAGUGAAGAUGAGGCUUGGCCCAGUCUCUUUGACACGUUUGUAGAAUGGGAAUUGGAACAUAGAAAAAAAUCAAAGGAACAGGCGUUGAUGACAGACGAGGACGAGGAAAGAUGCACUGAGACAGAAUGCUCUCCCACAACAGACAGACUGGCAACAGAGGGAAGCCGCGGCUCACAGACGUGGGGGGGUCACUAA
This is a messenger RNA of Knipowitschia caucasica, 984 nucleotides long. NCBI's taxonomy places the organism in Eukaryota, Metazoa, Chordata, Actinopteri, Gobiiformes, Gobiidae. The record is from the annotation of a GenBank genome assembly.